Messenger RNA from Osmerus eperlanus (European smelt), 6513 nucleotides. It is a transcript of the gene arhgef37, whose product is annotated as Rho guanine nucleotide exchange factor (GEF) 37. Lineage: Eukaryota; Metazoa; Chordata; Actinopteri; Osmeriformes; Osmeridae. Gene Ontology annotation, cellular component: cytoplasm. Gene Ontology annotation, molecular function: guanyl-nucleotide exchange factor activity; protein binding. The transcript has 15 exons. Bases 158 to 2422 code for a protein of 754 amino acids. The record is from RefSeq and is a predicted model, not a curated record.
GGCUGCAUCCAGCAAGCUGGCAUACUGGUAAAAGGACAGCAUGGGCUGCCGCUGGACUUCUCCGUAAAGCCAACCACACAGCAAUUCGACUGGACAGGAGAGCAGAGCUAGCCCCCCGAGACAGGCUAAAGCAAUAUUCCUCCUCAAGAUACCCAGCAUGGCAAACCCUGCUCCCCAGCUACAACCUCCCCCCAAACCCCUCCCCCGAACCCGGACUGCCCUCCUCAACCCUGUAGCUGAGACCACCAAGGAGACCAGCAGGGACACAGAGGAGGAGAGAGAGGGAUCAAGUGUGUGGAGAGAGACAGCAGGCGAGGAAGACGGGAGAGAAGAGGGAACCACUGAGUCAGAGGUGUCUGUGUCUCUAGAGGAGCCAGCUGGCUCGUCAGAACUAGAAGAGUCUUUAAGUGAGGAGGCCGAAGCCAAGGAGAUGGCAGCCAGAGAGAGGGAACUGCAGAGACAGCUCCUGUCCAUACAAGAGCUGGUCCACACUGAGAGGAACUACCUGAGGCUGCUGCAAGUCUGCACGGUGACCAUCCGUGCCAACCUUCACAAAAUACAGCCUCCACUGGCCAACCUGGACAGCAUGUUCCUGUACAUAGAGGACGUGAUGAAAGUCUCCAGUCGCCUCCUCAGCCUGUUGGACCAGCACCAAGGGAAGCUUGGAGAGCCCUUCUACCUGAAAACACUCUGUGACGCGUUCCUCAGCCUUUCCACAGAGAUAGAGGCGGCCUACAAGGAGUACCUGGCUAACUACACCAACGUGACCACGCUGGAGAACUCCUACAAGCAGAAGGAAGGCCUCUGGAACGAGGUCGUCAGAGUCAUCAAGUCCUCUGCGCCGGAGGUCAACGCCACGUCACUGACUUUCUUCUUGGUGAUGCCAGUCCAGCGUAUUGCCCGCUACCCCCUCCUGCUCCAGACCAUCAAGAAGCACACCGAGCCGGGCCACUUCGCCUAUGCCCUGCUGGAGGACACCGCCCACACCGCCAUAGCACUCAACUGCAAAAUCAAUGAGUACAAACGCUUCCGAGAAGUGGCGGACAAAUACAAGAAGACGGAGACCUUGACUAUCAAGGACAAAAUUGUUCGUCUGAACAGCCACAGCAUAGCUAAGAAGACUGCCCGGCUCAGCCAGUUCAUAAAACACGAGACUGGGAUAGCUCCAAAGCUGGUUGACGAGGAGUUUGAUGCGCUGGAAGGAUUCUUCUAUAUGCUGGAGAGUGGCAUCACUGAUCUGUACGAAAACGUGGAGAACUUUGUCCACAAUUUACAGAGGUUUCUUGCUUGUAGACCAGAGGAGUUUGACUUGGACCUGGACGGAGAGAAAUCUGCUAUUUCCUACAAAGAAAUCACUACUGCAUUGAGACAAUGGAUACUUCCGACAUUUGAGCAAAGAAUGAGGAGCCUCAUAUUCAGGCCUCUGUGUGCUCUGCGAGACCUGCUUGUUGGGCCUAGGAACCUGAUCAGGAAACGCCUGGACAAGCUGCUUGACUACGAGCUGCUGGAGGCUAAAGACAGUCUCAGCUAUGAGGAACAGGCUGUGGCUAAUACAUACAGGACCAUCAACACUCUGCUCCUUAACGAGCUGCCUGUGUUCAACGGACUGGCUCUGCAGCUGCUCUGGGGCAUGCUGGAGACCUUCAGCUGCCUGCACCGAGACCUCGCCUCAGACAUGAAACAGCUCUUCCAAGGCUUCGCCCAGCAGCUCCCUCACAGUGCUCUGGAUCAUGGUGCAUUCUGGGAGUGGGCGCAUGCAGAGGUCUUACAGGGAGCGCUGAGGCUGGAGAGUCUGUGUAGGAAUGUGCAAGACCAGCUCAAUGCUCCCAUUGUCCAGCCUCUCAGCCCGUCGUCCCAGCAACGGCUCAAGCUCCUCACGGAGAAGCACGGCCCUGGGAAGAUCUACCAGGUGAGCAGCCUGGUGGUGGGCUCCAGGGACCUGGACCUGAGCCUGGGCCGGGGGGAGCUGGUGGCCAUCCUCAGCGAGAUGGACACCAGGGGAGACCGCCGUCGCUGGCUGGUCGACGCCGGAGGUCCCAGAGGGUAUGUUCCUGCGUCCAAGCUCCUCCUCUACCACCAGGUCUGCCUCGACCCUCCCACCUCUCCCCACCUCCCCCUGCCCACCAACCAGGACAAGGUCCGCAGACACUCGUACGCUCCGGAUGCCAGGCCAAUGGCAGGCAACCUGCAUUACUUCCAGGUGUUUGCGGCCUACGACUUCACAGCGAGGACCAAUCACGAGGUGUCCCUGGCGGCCGGGGAGCCAAUCAGAGUGUUGGAGCGGCAGGACAAGAGAGGGAACCCCGAGUGGAGCCUGGUGGAGGCGAGGGGCAAGCGAGGCUAUGUACCCUCCAACUUCCUGGCUUUCAUGCCCUCCCCCGUGGUGACGUCAUCAGCCAGCGCCACCACCCCCUAUCACUAAGGUUGUGCUGGAGAAGCCCUUGGUGGGAGCCCACUGUACUUCACCUCAACCCCACCACCACAUCCUCAUCGAAGGAUUCACUCGAUGGAUUGCCAGCUUGUGUAUAUGUGUGUGCGCAGUCAAUGGAUCGUCGACACGGAUCGUAGGUGUGCUUGUGUGUGCGGGUGUGAAGCGAUGCUUCUGCCUGCUGCUAAGUGACGCUCUUCCAUGCCCUGCCGCAGCCCUGAUCCUGAAUCCCAGAGAGACUGCAGAGACCGCGGGGCCUCUGUCUGAGGGAGUACUGUUGCCAAGGGGCGUCGGAGGGCCCGCGGACUGCGGAUGACCAAGCUCUGCUCACCCUCAUCAGUCUGCCUGCAUCUCUGUGCCCCCCUUUAUCUUUUGAUCUUUACAUUUGUUGAAGUGGUAAACAGAUGUAUGUGUUCAUGAAAGCCAGACUUCCUCUCAGUGAUGCGCUCUCUGCUGCAGAUCGAUGCUGGUACAGAAAAGCAUAUACACACUGUUAUAGCAUCUUGAGCCUCAGCCAAUGUAGCGGUAACAAAUAUGCUGUCACGCUUUGGCAUGACGGAAAACUUGCUGUCAAGAGGUCUUUAAAUAUAGCUGUUUGUUGCAAGAAAUGCUCUGCGUGCGCUGUGCGGUUACCAAACCAGUUACAUCACUAGAUUAUAGAGCAGCCUAGCCCUGCUGUACUGCAGUCAGCAGCAUCUGAUUGGUCCAGAAGUCAGUGUGUGGGAAUAAGAGGACUCUACGUCCUGAUCCGUCCCCCUCGGCUGUAUCCGGGCUGUGCGGCGGCAGGAUAAGGCUGUCAUGUCUAAGAUGGCCACUAGAGGUGAGCCGACGCCAGCUCACAGCCUCGCCAGAGUCUGCGUUACCUGAGCCAGUAUUGGUGCUUAUCUAAGAAUCUUGCACAACCUCAAAUGUAGCCUCACGCAAGAGCUGUUUCGUGUUGCUGCUGUGUUCUUUGGAUGAAGAUCAUGGUCUUAAUGAGAAUGUGUCACAUUGUGCAAUUGUCUUGAAGGUGUUUUGAUGAUGACUCAUUGUAUUUAUUGAUUUUUUUUUAUAUGUCUAUUUCUCUGUCUAACCCAGGGCUGUUUUACAUGUCCAUCUGAGGGUUGUGAGUUACAAUAUGAAGGUGAAAUGACUCAUACUUCGCCGGAGAUAAAUAUAGGAAGUAAACCGGCAGUGCGUUUCUGCAGUUUUGUUAAUGCUGAUAUGUGCAGAACUAACUGUUCCCUUCCGGCAUGUUGAAGUACAAGGCUAGAACGUGUACCUCUAUUUUUGGCGUAUUUUGGAGAAAGGGCAGCCUGUGUCGAUGGCAUAUUUGAGGCGGUUCUGAAGCAGAGCUUUCAGUGACGGAGCACUACGACGAGGGGUAAUGAAGUGAGAGCAAUGGCCAGAUGCUUUUAGGGUUGCACUUAUCCCGACAGUGCCGUCGGUGUGUGGGAAUACCCUGCACUACUGACAUACUGUGGAAGCGAAGGUUUGGAUGUGCGCUCGUGGUGUGCGUAAGGGCUCGUCACGGCCGUUAACGUAGGCUCGCCUGUCACCACAGAUUGAAUCCCGAGCCCCCCCUACAGCGGUCUAUACCCUCAGCAUGACAAAGACUCACCGAUCUAAAAAUACUUUUCCCUCUCCCCACCGGUCUAAAAAUAGCCCACUGUCGUUGGUUGGUUGGAUCUCCAUCCCACUCACCAGUCUCCCCCUGUUGGCCACGGAGUGAAGUUUUUAUGAUCAUUUUCCGAUACUGUAAAGUUCCUCUGUAAGGCAGUUAAUCCUCUCUCCCUCGCUCUUGUUCUCCGAGAGCGAUACCAGGAGAGACACAGAAUCGAUAGCGUUGUUCUUGCUCGAUUGUCUGAGCAAGUGUUGCCAAGAUAUGUAGCCUGCUGUAGAACUGUUCCGUUGUUGGAAACAGACUGUGUCCACGCAGUUUCUGUCUGGCCCCCUCGGGCCAGAAGAGUCCAGACCAGCUACACACACACACACAAUCACACACACGAUCAUGUGUGUCAGGCCAGACUGCAAAUUUAUGGCCGUGUGUGAAUUCAUAGUUUGUUUUUCAGCAGCGGGCUGCCAAGGCGGGAGAGGGCCACAUCUGCAUCUUGAUAGCUGGAAGACAUUUUUUUUUCCUGGAAGUAUUUCACUCCCUAACCCCCCCCCCCCCCCCACCACCCCAUUUCACACACACUCGCCCUCUCUCCCUGCCACUCUACUUGCCCUUGAAGCAGUCUUGUAUUUGCAUGCCUAGGUCUUAACGUAAGAACUGCUUGUGCGUGCGUUCAAAGGAGGACAGACCUUUCAAAGCCGCGUCACGGAAAUAACCCUGGAGACUUGCUCUUUGGAGUGGUCUAAGCCUGGGCUGUGUUUGGGAACAGUUUGGCCCAUGCUGUGGUGCUUCUAUAAGAGCCAUCAGCUGAUCUCUGCACACAACCUAAUUUUAACAAUGGCUCAUCCAGACCAGCAUUGCAGAGGGAGAGGGCUGUCCUGGUUAAUUACCGGAGCUUAAGAUAGUGCUAACAACCACAGCUACAGGCUGGGACCCACGUGAGCCUCUGCCCCCAGAUAGCCUCUCAGCCCUGCAGCAUUCUAAACCGGCUCCCCCUGGAGACAGACAGGCUCCAGCCUCAAACACUUGAUGCCCUGUGUGUGUGUGUGUGUGUGUGUUUCCACUUGCAUUGGAAAUAGAUCAUGUGUGUGAAAUCUCAACCUGUAUAGAUUCUGGGGCUCCAUGGGGGGUUUGACGUAUGCUGUAUAAUAUUCCAGCCAAUCAUCUGGUCCGUUCUGCUCCCGCUCAGUGAUUCCUUCUAGGUAGAGAUGACUCAGACACUGACCAGCUGACCCUUCAAAUUCAAUCAUUUAUUUUCCCCCCCACACACUGCAUUGAAUUUACAGCAAAAGUCAGUUAACCUUUGAUGAUUUCCAUAAGGCUUAGCAGGUUGUUGACCAUGGCAGAUAAAGGACUAGAUUGUUCCCUGGAGAAGUGUGUGUGUGUGUCGAGGGCAGGACACGGCUCUAAAUUGAAGCUCAGUUGGGUGACCGCUGUUGAUCCCUGAGUCCGUUUAAAAAUGAAAAAGGCACUGUUGCCCCCAGCAUUCCCUGUUAGAAGAAAUGUAAAGAAAUCAAUUCUCCACUUACCGCCUUCCCCGAUGUCUCUCCAGAACGUUUCUCUCCACUGUCCCUAAAAGGUAGCACUGGGAUGCCAUUCGUGUUUUGUGUGUUUGGGGGCAGGCGGCAGGCCGCCAAUGACUGGCAGUAUGUCACAAGCUAGCCAGACAUGUGACUGUGGCCAGGCGUGGGGUGUAGGGUGACAGCUCAAGGUCUACAGUGUGUUUCCCAGUCAACACAUCUUCCUGCCAUGCGCCAGGAGAGACUAUUCAGACUGGACGUUACAUACUGGCUGUAAGCCCCCCCCCCCCCCCCCCCCCUGACACUAGUGUGCCCUUUAACUCACAUGCUUGAUGCAGUGCCCCCUUCACCUACAUACACACACACACACACACACAUUACUGGCCCCUUCUCUUCCUCCCUUCAUCUUGUAAACAGGGCCUUCCCGAUACAAGGCUGCCAGACUUUGAAUGUGCUGUACUUGAAGGGGCCGCACAUAGGCUAGCAUGGGUGUGAGGGGGACACAGGUAAUGAGACAGAGGUGAGUAGGGUUGUCUGUGUCAUGGACUGAAAGCUCCAUGCAUUUCUGCCCACCUGGGUAGCCUACAGACAAUAUUGCGAUGUUCUGUCCCUGCUCCUGCUACCUCGAAACAAUCUUUAGAAUCCUUUAUAUGACACUCCACAUAUCAAACUGAAAUCAAAGCAUUGGGCAAAAUUUACAGCUGAUAUAUAUCAAACAGCAGGUGUCAGGUUGGGGUUUGAAGAAUGGGUUAAAGGCAUUUCGUUUUCAGGAGCUCAUUCCUGUGUGACUCUUUAAACUGUCAAGCCUUGUGUGUUGCUGCGGUCUGUCGGAGAGAACAAUGUAGAACAGACGAAUGAAGUGCUUUGCCAUUUAAACAGGAACUAGCAGUGUUUUAAUUAUCUGUGAUACAUUUUGCUCUACAUUUUGUCUUUGCUAAUAAACUAAUGUAAUAUUCCCGUGUGAGAUGCAA